AAACAACCAGAGCAGCAAGGCGAUCUCGCUCGCAUCUGCAAGCAAGAAUUAUCCUAGCCUAUGACGAAGGACGUGGUUGUCGAGCACGGGGAGAGCUCCAAGGCGCCCCUGGUGGCGCCGGUGGCGUCGGGCGUCGGCCGCGCCGCGUCCGUUGCCGACGUCUUCCUCCGGUUCCUCGCCAUCGUCGGCACCAUCGCCAGCGCCAUCGCCAUGGGCACCACCAACGAGACGCUCCCCUUCUUCACGCAGUUCAUCCAGUUCGAGGCCAAGUACAGCGACCUGCCGUCCUUCACGUUCUUCGUGGCGGCGAACGCGGUGGUGUGCACGUACCUGGUGCUGUCCAUCCCGCUCUCCAUCGUGCACAUCGUCCGGCCCAGGGCGCGCUACAGCCGCCUGGUCCUCGUCUUCUUCGACGCGGCGAUGCUGACCCUGCUGACGGCCGGUGCGUCGGCGGCGGCGGCGAUCGUGUACCUGGCGCACAAGGGCAACGUGCGGGCCAACUGGUUCGCCAUCUGCCAGCAGUUCGACUCCUUCUGCGAGCGCAUCUCGGGCUCCCUCAUCGGCUCCUUCGCCGCCAUGGUCCUGCUCAUAAUGCUCAUCUUCCUCUCCGCCUUCGCGCUCGCCAGGCGCCACUGAUCCAUGAUCGAGCACCACGCAUCAGCCGGGGGCCAUCCCAACGAAGAUGAAGCCUUGGUCGAUCUGAUCGUGCAGUGCAUGCAGCAAUACUAAGGCAUGCGUCUGCUUCUCUUUGUGUGGUUUCUUUUUCCACAGUGAUUCUUCGUUUGCUCCUUGCUGGUCUGCACUGCUUCCUCUCUGUAUAACUCUGUUCCUCCGGUGUGGUCCUCCAACUAUAAAGGACGAGUCCGGUUCAGGUUUGUAGUGUGACGGUUAUUAUGUUCGAAAACAAAGGGAAGUUCUCAUAUUAUACAGUGCACGGUGAAUUUGUUA
This is a messenger RNA of Panicum hallii, 948 nucleotides long. RefSeq names its product casparian strip membrane protein 2. NCBI's taxonomy places the organism in Eukaryota, Viridiplantae, Streptophyta, Magnoliopsida, Poales, Poaceae. The transcript has 3 exons. The record is from RefSeq and is a predicted model, not a curated record. The coding region runs from base 61 to 636 and encodes 191 amino acids.